Physcomitrium patens is the source of this 2257-nucleotide messenger RNA. Its product is annotated as putative methylesterase 11, chloroplastic. NCBI's taxonomy places the organism in Eukaryota, Viridiplantae, Streptophyta, Bryopsida, Funariales, Funariaceae. Gene Ontology annotation, molecular function: methyl jasmonate esterase activity; methyl indole-3-acetate esterase activity; methyl salicylate esterase activity. The record is from RefSeq and is a predicted model, not a curated record. Gene Ontology annotation, biological process: jasmonic acid metabolic process; salicylic acid metabolic process.
AGGGGGGGAAGUGUUUUUAUGUGUAUGUGUGUUUGUCUAUUUAUUGCUUCUGUUGUUGCUGGCUAUGGCGUAGCUCUCUCUCACCACUGCUUUCACGGUCUCCCGCUUGCCUUUCACCGUGAAAGCUUUCACGGUCUCCCGCUUGCUUUGCUCUGAAGCGGAAUUUUGUGGAGGAAGUCAUGGCGAGGCGGUCUGGGAAGAAUUUUUGUGUUAAGAGAGUGAGAAGGUGAUGGUGUGUCGGGGUAGAGCUCGGAUGGGAAGGGAGGUUGGCUGAUUGAUUGAUUGAUUUGAGGGCGUGGAUGUGAGCAAGGUGAGAGCGAUGGGGAAUCAGAUGGCUUGCUUUGGCGGAGGGGAGCCUAAGAAGAAGAAGAAGGUUGUGACCGGAGGGUUGCGGAAGCGAGGGGACUGGGAGAAUGGGGCGAUCGAGCAGCAGGCGUUGGCACUGGCGUUGCAGCAGCAGCACAGGGCGCAGAUGAGAUUCGAGCGUAGUAUGUCGAAUCGGGAUCAGGGUGGUGGUUUUGUGCCGCCAAGGAAGAGUUACUCGGGUAAGUCGGCGGGAGGUGGUACUAAGGACGAGUUCAAGCGCAGUGCGAGUACUCGUGCUCGGCACAUCGAUGACCUGCUGCUUGAUCCUCGCCAGCUUGUCAACGGUUCUAAGGACGGAGUUGCGAAAGCAAGCAUUGAAACAAAACAUUUUGUGUUGGUGCAUGGAGGAGGUUUUGGAGCAUGGUGUUGGUACAAGUCUAUAGCUUUACUUGAAGAGUCUGGGUUGGUGGCAACUGUCGUAGACUUGAAGGGUUCAGGAAUUGAGUCGAUGGAUCCAAAUGAGAUUAAAAGCAUGGCAGUAUACGCGAAGCCUCUUCUGGUCUUUCUAGAAAAGUUGGGAGCAGAUGAAAAGGUGAUCCUUGUGGCGCACAAUAUCGGGGGAGCUUGUAUAUCCUAUGCAAUGGAGUGCUUUCCCACCAAAGUAUCUAAAGCCAUCUUCGUUGCUGCUGCAAUGAUAACAGAUGGACAGCGAGCAUUCGAUGUGUUUGUGCGGCAGGAGAACAGUGAAGAUGACUUGAUGCCCAAGGCACAGAAAUUCUUGUAUGGAAAUGGAACUUCCAGUGCUCCUACAGCAGUGGAACUGGACAGAUCGUUAAUUAAGGAUUUGUUCUUUAAUUGUAGCCCAGCUAAGGACAUAGCGCUGGCAAUGGUAUCCAUGAGGCCUAUCCCAUUCUCACCAGCCAUGGAGAAAAUCGCUUUGACUGCUGAAAAGUAUGGUAGUGUUCGGCGUUUCUACAUCGAAACGACAGAGGACCAAGCUUUGACACCCGAAUUGCAGCGAAACAUAAUCAAUCAGAACCCUCCAGAACAGGUGUUCACAUUGAAAGGCAGCGACCACUCUCCUUUCUUUUCCAAGCCUCAGUCUUUACAUAAAAUUCUAGUUGACAUCGCAAUGAUUGGUCCAAAGUAGAGGUCUAUCUUUUGUAGUCAUACUUAUGAUUAAGAUUGCACAUUUUAUUACUGGUCGUGUGCAAGGAUCAUGAAGAUACAAUAACACCUUGUGUGCAUGCUUAAGCGACUAAUACCUUUUUCAGGCAGAAUAAAUGUUGCUGCCGCCCUUCGGAGGGUAGGUAUUGGGCACACGACACACGGACACGAGGUUUACACUCUGCCAGAGUGCCUGUAGAGUAAACAGUGACAAAGGGGAGUACGAUGAGGUCUCCGGUUUAGAUGAAUCAUCAGGUACAGCUUUCAGUUUUGUAGGACAUGUAGAAGUGGGACUAGCAGUUCCUGCAAACUGUGAGCAUUUGAUUAUGAUAGUUGAAUCUGUCAAAGCAGUUGAUUUGGUCAUGGAUGAUUUAAUGUGACAGCUGCAGAAAACUGCUUCUUUUUGAGUUGAAAUGUGAACAAAACUUGGUGAUGAGAUUUAGCAUUAAAGAAGCCUAACUGGUUAGGUGGAAGUUAGCCCUAUUUACGUUCUACGACAGAGCUAGCCGAGUUCGGACCUGUUUUCGUAUACUGCUGUGAAAUCGCUUUUUUGACAUGGUCGGAAAUCGCAGCAUUUUUCGGUGUUAGAAUCCGUGUGUACCAUUGUUCUGAUAUGUUCGACGCGUUCUGGUCAAAGUUCCUGCGAUUGUUUGUUACAACGAUCUGCAGUCACUGAAGUAUUAGGCACAUCGUUAGGAAACAGUAUUAUUUGACCCCAAAUGCGAGUUAUUCAGCUAUUCUAUACAUCACUAUUACAACAGCCUGUGCUCCAACUUUGCAGUAA